AUGUCUCUGUUGCCAAGUCGCCCAAAGAACGAUCACGACGAAGCUCAUGGCGUAGAGCUUUUGGCUACCUCUAUAUCUUCAGCCACCAAAGAUCCACGAAUGUAUGUCGGGCUCAAGUCGCUCGGUCUCAGCGCAUUUAUCGCUUGGGCGCGCAAACCAGAGAACAAAAAGGUGGCAAUCCACAAAAGCCAACGCACGGCUGCAAUCAGAUGUCUCGUACAUCUAAUUCCCUUCUCAGUCGCCGUGGCUCUCCUCCGGCUCAACUUCACGUCAGCCCACUUUACUGGGGACAUCGGAUCCCCAGUGACGACCACACUGCAAUUUGCCGCCAAAGCUCAUGAAAUCAUGAUGGUUGCGUCGCUUGCUACAGCACUACUAUCACUCCUCUCCUUCCAUCUCAACCAGCCACGGGGACUUCCAUUCGGAGCUGCAUUUGCUAAUCUACAGGCUAUGCAAUUAACCUAUGUCGUCUCACCAGAGUUGCUAGGGACGCUACGGUCACGGCAAUUUACUUGGAAGUUUCGAUGCUACCUAUUCGUGGACCUCCUCGUCGCCCCAGUCCUAAUGGCGACCGUGGGACCGGCGAGUGCAACUUGCAUGAUUCCGCGCCUUCGCAGGUGGACUGUAGCCAGACACGAAUUCUUUACGACCUCCGCAGUUGACGAUUUCUUCCCAGUCGAUCUGGUUGGAUCCAGCUACCAACGAACAAAGGGGCCCUACGGCGACCAGGUUGGACCUCCAGUCGACCACGACUACAUCUCACUGCUAGAUGCACUGUCAAAUCAGACAACCAUAUCUGGGACCCAGAUGGGGCUCUGGAGGACUGAUGGAUUGGGUUUCUCACUCACGCUAACGAGGACGUCCGACUUGUACAUGUCUACAACGUCCAUCGAAAACAGUCUACUAGCUACCAUCCGUGGAGACCAAUACCGUCUCAACCCCGCCGAAGUAGAAGGAGCAAUGGACGCACGAUCAGUCGUACAUUGUACCAAUCUUCUUUUCCGCGACAUUUCCAACCAAACAGGAGAGCUGAAAUUCGAAUUUGGGCAACAAGAAGUCACAGGCAAUCUUCGCUCGGACGACAUACAAAGCAUUCACUCCCCACUCAACGCCUCAAAGGAUUCCCAUCUGUUCUUCGCAGACAUGCCAGAAACCACCAAUCUCGGCGGGGUCGUCGCACAAUACAUCUACCAUAAUCACACCAUCCUCACAUCCUGCGCAUUUCAAUUACAAUGGGUACCAACCAUCCUCGAGUACUCCCAAUUCACAAUGUCGAGUCGGCCAUCACCUCACCACUCCCAGGAGCGCAACGCCACGGCGAGCCGCAGCUGGCUCGACGCCAUCUCCUCCGAAAAGAUCAACGGCUCUUCGCCAUACGCCUAUCUCUUCGGACCGAUCGAACCCGAACAAUACAUCAACUUCACAAGCCGCACCCAGGAUCUCCUCCCGACGCUCCUAGCCGUCGCCCUGUCUCGAACAGCCCACCCCAUCGCCAGUGAGGAGGACUGGAACGCCCACAAAACAGCACAACCCGGCGGAACGACAUUCGUACUCAACUGGUUCGAGCAAGGCCCAGGCUGGGGUGCUGACUCCCUCGCCAUCCGCAUCUCUCUGGGUAUCUUACUCGCCUACUGCGUCGUCGCCGCUGGACAUACCUUGUACUCGAUCUAUACGGGCAUCUCGUCUACGGCGAGGGAUUCUAUCUCUGAGGUUGUGGCUUUGGGGCUGAAUUCGCCGACGCCGGCGGAGAUGGCGAAUACGUGUGCGGGGAUUAAGACGGCGGGGGUGUUUGAGCGGAGGGUGCGUGUCGCCAUCAUGGCUGAUGGGGAGGACGAGGUUGGCGCGGAAAGCAACGGUGCAGAUGGCGAUGAGGGAGCGGAGGGAGGAGGAACUCGCCUGGCCUUGCUGUUCCCCUCAGACGAGGACAAGAUCGCCUCGAAUGUGAAGGUCAACACUGUGAAGGUCAACACUGUAUAUUGA
Molecule: messenger RNA, 1980 nt
Organism: Zasmidium cellare ATCC 36951
Lineage: Eukaryota; Fungi; Ascomycota; Dothideomycetes; Mycosphaerellales; Mycosphaerellaceae
Exons: 3
Coding region: 1-1980 (659 amino acids)
Source: RefSeq, a predicted model, not a curated record